AGCCGCCCUCUCUUUACGCAGCCCUGGUUUAUGAGGGAAAAUGUAUCGUCUCGGCCAACAGACUCUCUCCAAGAUCGCUUCCGAUUCCUUUUUAUCUACUGUGCCACGGGAAUAUUUUCAUUUUACGAGACAAUACAAUAAAAGCUGGUCGUGUAUUGGCUGAUUUUUGAUCAAAUUAGGAACUUAUCCGCACGAAAAUGCCGAGGACCAAGAAGAAGAACAGCAGGGGAGGGCAGCAUGGACAUGUGCAGCCUUUCAGCGAUGAGGAUGCCUCCAUUGAGACCCUCAGUCAUUGCAGCAGCUUCAGUGACGUCACCAGUGUAGCAGAUGAAGGUGGAGAGGCCAAUGAGGACACAGCCCAGGAGGAUUUCCAGUACAAGUUGAAAGGGUUCAUAGACAGCACUGUGGACAAGAGUGCUAAGACCAGACAAGGGGCGCUGGAUGGGCUUAAGACGGCGCUGGCCACACGGAUCCUGUACGAGUUCAUCUCUGAGAGGAGGAUGACCAUCACAGACAGCAUCGAACGCUGCCUGAAGAAAGGCAAAGGUGAUGAGCAGCGAGCGGCAGCUUCUUUAGCCUGCCUGCUGUGUAUCCAGCUGGGCUCGGGCAUCGAGAGUGAAGAGGUGUUCAAGACCCUGAAACCCAUCUUCAAAAACAUCCUGGCAGAUGGAUCAGCAAACAUUCAGGCCAGACAGGCAGUGGCGACAAGUCUGGGCCUCUGUACUUUAGUUGCAGAAGAUGACAUUUUGGAUGUGCACACUACCAUGGAAUGCUUCGAGAACCUGUUUACCCGGUCCUAUGCGCGGAUGGAUGGUACGAUUCCUGCGAUUAAUCCCCAGACAAGUGCGCUUCACACCAAUGCGCUGCUGUCCUGGGCGCUGCUACUCACCAUCUGCACCGCCAAUCAGCUCAGAGACAUCCUGCGCAAACACCUGCCUAAACUCCCAAGAUUGCUUGACAGUGAAGAUGUCAACAUGAGGAUCGCUGCAGGAGAGACAAUCGCCCUGCUUUUUGAGCUAGCAAGAGACAUGGAUGCUGAGUUUGAGUUUGAUGAUUGGGAUGAGCUGUGCGAUAAACUCAACGCGCUGGCUACAGACUGUAACAAGCACAGAGCCAAGACGGACAAGAGGAAGCAGCGGUCGGUUUUCAGGGACGUGCUCAAGGCUGUUGAGGAGGGUGAUUUUCAGACAGAGACCAUCCGCUUCGGGACAGAGCGCAUGACUAUCGACAGCUGGGUCAGGAAGAGGACCUACGAUGCCUUCAGAGAGUUUGUAGGCUCUGGGAUGAACUACCACCUGCAGGGUAAUGAAUUCAUCAGAGACGUGUUUGAAUUGGGACCACCAAUGUUGGUAGAUUCAGCCACGAUGAAGGCGAUGAAGAUCUCUCGCUUUGAAAGGCAUCUCCACAACUCUGCUGCAUUCAAGGCUCGGACCAAGGCCAGGAGCAAGUUCAGGGACAAGAGGGUGGACGUGGGAGAAUUUUAACCCUUUUUUUUGUUGACCCUAGGAUCUAUUUAUCAACCCUCCCUGCUUUUUAGAUGAAUUGUCCUAACAUUGUUUUCACACUUAACUCCUCUGAGAUGAAUUUAGAGUCAAACCCUCCCCGGCUGUAGACUUGAAACGUGGCUUUGUCACAGACACUCUGCUCUGUUUUAGACAAACAUUCCUUAUUAAUCUACAUUCAAACCUACAGGAGGCGAGUGUUUUGAUAAUGAAACCAUAGUUUUUCAGGUGGAGUCUAACUUAAAUGUAUCCGCACAUGAAUAGUUUUUGUACAUAAAGUGUAUAUUUUCUCCUCUCUGCAUUAAUAUCUAUUUGUGGCCUUUUUUGGUUAUGGACAUAUGAAAUAAGUUAUAUAAUUUUGGCAGCAUUUUUAUUUGCUUUAUAUUGAUCUGUUUAGUUGAUAGCAUUGUCAUAGAAUAUGUUAGUGUUCUAACCCUGAUGGAUUUGUAUUCUGUUGCACUACCUUGCUAACCCUCAGCAGGUUAUUUCUGUAGACUAGCGGUGACUAUUUUGUUGUCUUUUAGUGUUGGUUAUGUACUCUAAAGGGCAAGAACGGUGAAAUAAACACUGAAAAGCUGUAAGAAAUGGAUCU
Molecule: messenger RNA, 2094 nt
Organism: Cheilinus undulatus (humphead wrasse)
Lineage: Eukaryota; Metazoa; Chordata; Actinopteri; Labriformes; Labridae
Gene: ifrd1
Product: interferon-related developmental regulator 1
Exons: 12
Coding region: 198-1484 (428 amino acids)
Cellular component (GO): nucleus
Source: RefSeq, a predicted model, not a curated record